CCUUGGAAUUUUUGAAAGGGAUCAGGAUCUGCAUAAUACCAGUGAAGUGGAUACAAAACGCACGGCUGGGUUCUUUUGCGUUCUCUGUUGCGUUUUCUUCGCUGGUGUCUGAAUGAAACAGGGAGGCAAAUAUAAGUGGAAAGGGUACGGUGCAGGUUCUGGACUGGGAGUCGAUCUGUCAGUGUGAUUUGGGGUAAACACGUUCCCAGUGCGCCCGUUUUAACUUUUAUUUCUUCAGAAACUGGUGAGCUCGACUCCUCUCUUCUUGCACGGCAGAGUUGUUUUUUCUCGGAACGAGGAGACUUUCGUGUUUUUUCCCCCCUCAGAGAAACUGCUUAAACUUUCUACGUUUAAAAAAAAUAAAUAAAAAGAUCGGAUUGCAUUUUCCCCCUUCAAACAUUUUGGAGGUGAUGUCAUCGUGCUGUGUUUUGGCUGGUAUUGUGUCGAGAGGGCGCAGGGAGGACUACUGCAGCCAGGCGGUAACCAGCGGCUGAGGCGAGCGGGGAAGUCCGGAAAAUCAGGUGCAAAGUGCGGCUGUCAUUUCCUCGCUGUGUCGCGGGUGGCUGAGUCCGCCACCCAGUCACAGCUGUUCCCAUCCUCUCAAGCCACCCCUCCCUCGUCUUUCUUCCCCCUUUAUUAUCCCCUCCCAUUUUCAUUCACCACUCUCCAUAUACCCCUCUGAGCUGGACCGCUCCGGGACCGUAUCACCCUCUCUGCCGGACACUGUUGGUCGGUGUCACCUGAGCCACAGACCCGUUGAGCCAGCGUGGGGGCGCAGUCAUGACCGAGGCAGCCCUGCAUUACCCUGCGCCCGCAGAGCCCCCGUCUCCAGCUCGCCAUUUGCUCCAUCAGCCAGCCCAGGUAGCCCACCUCCAACAGCUCCUGACCCUGCUCUGCUGGAACUAAAUCAGCCUGCUUCUCCUGACAAACACUCCACCACUUUCUUUUACCAUCUCACAAUUCAUUUUAGUGAACAGAAGCUUUCUGUUGCGCUGAAACGUUACGCAUUGGAUUACGCAGAAGAUUACGCACACACCGCAUCUGUCGACAGGGCCGAACAUCACUCUGAGGGUCAACAAGGUCGAUUGGAGUUGGUUAUCUGUGACGCGUGAGCGCGCUUUCACCUGUUCCUCUCGUUUCACGGGGACGCGCAGAAGUCCUAACCUUCCCCCUUUGCUCCCCCGCCCAUCCGUCUCUCCACCGGUCUGGACAGCUGUUAGAGGUUGCCCGGCGGUCACAGUGGCACAGUUACCCCGGCCUCACACCCCACGUUGCCCGCGCCCGCACAUUUCCCCACGCCGGGAGAACCGGGGCACGCCGCCGCCGAUGCCAACGGGAGUGUCCGCUGACUCUUUGACUCUGCACAACAUCCAGCGGAUUCAAAAUACAGAGGGGGACUCUCCGGACUGUCGGACUGGCUAAGACCGAGCAGGGAGACUGUCUCUGGGACACGUUCCAUAGUGGAGGGGGGAAGCAAUGUGGUCCCUUCUUUCCACGCUGACCGUCUUAUGUAUCCAGAUGUUGCUGGUGAUGUGCAAUCCAUUACAGCAGGUACUUGGUGUGGAUGGGGUCAACUUCAGUGUGCAUGUGGAGAACCAGACGCAGGUGCGAGACACCAUGAGUCGGCGACACCACCGAGUCUACCAGCUCUACAGUCGCACUAGCGGCAAACACGUCCAGGUGCUGGGACGCAGAAUCAGCGCUCGAGGAGAAGAUGGAGAUAAAUUUGCCCAGCUUGUAGUGGAGGCCGAUACCUUUGGCAGCCAGGUGAGAAUCCGGGGCAAAGAAACCAAUUUCUACCUGUGCAUGAACCGCCGUGGUAAGCUGGUAGGAAAGAAGGCCAGUAAUCGAAGCGAUGACUGCGUCUUUGUGGAAAAGGUUCUGGAAAACCACUACACAGCUCUGAUGUCAGCGCGCUACACAGGCUGGUAUGUGGGCUUCACUAAAAGAGGCCGUCCUCGCCGCGGCCCGCACACACUCCCCAACCAGCAGGACGUACACUUCAUGAAGCGUUUCCCGCCUGGGGAGCAGCCCGACCUCACCACCCCCUUUCGCUUCACCACCGUCAGCAAGCGGGGAAAGCGUGUGCGUGCUACCGGGCCCCGCUAGUAGUGGCUAAUGCUAGCACCCACUGUCUUGCCAUCCAAAGCCUUGACCUGAGCCUGCCAAUGGCUAACCCAGUCAUCUCCUCUGUCGCACAUGACUGAACACCUCCCUUUGUUGGGACAAAUAUUGACCAGGAACUUGAUGAAUCAUUCAUGGGGUUUAGCUUUACACCUACUAAUUUGCCACUACAGCCCCUAGUUAGGAAUAAUUCCUCUCGAUUUUAGUUCCCUUACUUGACCAACUGGAUCAUAACUGGUCCAUCGCUGGAAGCUCUGUUGACCUGGUCUGCUUCACUUCAUAGGCCAGAAAUACUGAGAGGUAAACUGAAGGGCAGCCAAACUCCCUGGCCUUUAUUCCACAACCACAAAAACCACAAGGCCUUCAUGUCUCCUGUUCUGGACUAGCUGGACAUUGUCAAGAAUGGGAUUACAACUGGACCAUACAGAGAGAGAACAAGGGUGGGAAAGACUGACUGAACAAGAGAGUGGGUGCUUAGCCUACGGAUAAAGGGAAAACAGGAAGGAGAGAGGACAGGAAAACGGCAUAGUGGACAAAGGGACAGAGUGAUCUGCACAGAUCAAAUGGACCAAUGAUGGACUGUUGACAUGUGACGCACUUAUUUGUCUCACUGCUAAAUUGGUGGGAAUCUGUGAGACUGUUGGAUGAAUGACGAAAUGAUUGAGUGAACUACUUACUGAAUAAACGCAUGUUUGUAAGAACAAGAAGACGAGGAAAUGUAUGUAAGAGUGUGUGUGUUUGUGUGUGUGAGUGAGUGCACUAACAACCAAGAGUGAAGCUGGAUCACGAGGGACUCUGGAAAGGGACCAUCCAGUCCCUGCAUGAACCCAUGACAACUCACCGCAGGGACUAAAGCUUUAGGAACUGGAAUGUAUAAAAAAAAAAAUAACAAGCUGCACCAAAAACAGCCAGCCUACCAAACCAGUGACCAACCAAAGACAACUGGAGACCUUCUUCAUGACUCCUCCAGAUGCCCCCACCCCCCCCCACCCCCCAAGGACAAUACACCCUCAGCUUAUAGGUGCAGAGGGUGGUGAAUGCAGGGGCGAGCAUGGCAGGGAGGGUGCCUUGUCUAUUAGCAUUGCUAUAGAAACGACCCAGGGGAUGAUGCUCCCGUGCGAUACCGUGGAUACAGAAUGCUGCUACCAGGACAUUCAGUGAAACAAACCAAAGUCUCAUGCAUACACACAGGAGAAAA
Molecule: messenger RNA, 3322 nt
Organism: Plectropomus leopardus (leopard coralgrouper)
Lineage: Eukaryota; Metazoa; Chordata; Actinopteri; Perciformes; Serranidae
Product: fibroblast growth factor 18
Molecular function (GO): growth factor activity
Source: RefSeq, a predicted model, not a curated record